AUGGAGAUGAACGCUAACCUGAAGGCACGUCCUCCCCAACGUAACGUCAAUAUGGCCGAUGACAUUCCACUGACGAAACUGAAAUUUCAGGAACUCCAUGAGUUGGAGCAGGAGCUGCACACCGAGAUCGUCCCCGGGACGGAGGUGAUGACAGAUGUGGGCUCGCAUCACUUCGUCAAAGGCGGUUCACACGUGCUGGUGCCACAGCCAUCCGACGAUCCUCACGACCCAUUGAAUUGGAAGCCCACGUGGAAAUUCCUAUGCAUAACAGCGACCACCAUGAUGACCUUUACCCAAGGCUUUGGGCCGCUGGCGCUGGCGCCUAUGUUUCCCGACUACAUCAAAGCCUUCAACUCCGAUUUGCACGACGUCGUCAAGUUUACUGGUUACUGUAUCCUGGUGUUAGGUUUCAGUAACUUCAUCUGGGUACCGAUCAGUAGCACUUGCGGCAGACGACCGGUCCUUAUCUUCUCGCAAAUCAUCUGCCUCGCGUCGUCCAUAUGGAGAGCUCGUGCCAACACAUAUGGGUCUUUCAUGGCCGCGUGCAUUGUCAAUGGUAUUGGUGCUGGUCCAGCGGAGACAAUGCAACCUGCCAUCAUUGCAGACAUUUACUUCCUGCAUGAUCGAGGUUACUGGAAUACCCUCUAUUGGGUAGCAUACAUGGGCAGUUUGAUGGUCGGACCUAUUGUCAGCGGCUCCAUGGCAUUGCACAUAGGAUGGCGCAGCUUUUGGUGGCUCAACACCGGGCUGAUUGCGGUGUCACUCAUCAUGGUCAUUUUCAUGUUUCCCGAAACCAAAUGGCAUCGCCCACAUCCAGAAGAGCUGCUCGCCUCAUCGCAAAGGUCCGUGGAUGCCGACUACAAGAAUGGCAGCAGUGCAGAUACGCUGGAGCGACCGAGAAUGGUUCUCGCUGACGACUGGCACGAUUCCGAGAAAAGAGGCAAUAACAUCACACGAAUUCGGAGCAGCCACGGUCCAAACAAUCCUCCCGCGCAUCGUGAUCCGUGGCUUGGGAAGGGCGCCCCGAGCAAACGGCAAUGGGGCAUUUACACACCUUCAGCCAAUCCUCUCAAGAGUAUUCUCAUGGACCUUUGGAUUCCCUGGAAGCUCUUCGCGUUUCCGAUCGUCGAAUUUGCAGCAUUCGUCGUUUCCUGGUCAUGCAGUUCCUUUUUGACAAUCAACUUGACACAAUCGCAAAACUUCGCGGCUCCUCCGUACAACUUUAGUUCGCAGACGAUCGGGUUUACCAACUUCGCCAUUCUGGCCGGUGCCAUGAUUGGUCUCUUUACUGCUGGACCAUUGAGCGACUGGGUCAGUGCUCGAGCUACUGCGAGGAAUCGUGGAAUCAGAGAGCCUGAGAUGCGUCUUCCCGCAAUGAUACCCUAUGUUGCCAUCAUGAUUCUCGGAAAUUUUAUUGUCGCAUUUGGCUACGACCGCAAGUGGCCAUGGGAAGUCAUCGUCAUUGUCGGAUAUACCUGUGCGGGCAUCCAAGUCGCAGCUCUGCCAGCAAUGGUCAACACCUACGCCGUCGACUCGUAUAAGCCUGUCGCAGGCGCGCUCAUGGUGUCCAUCACUGUGAACAAAAAUCUCUGGGGCUAUGGCUUCUCGGAAUUCAUCACGCCCUGGGUUAUGAAGGAUGGCUUCAUCCCACCUAUCAUGCUCAAUAUGAGCUUGAUAACACUGUGGUGCGCAUUCGGAGUACCUUUCUAUUUCUUCGGCAAGACGUUCCGGCGCUGGUCGAAGAACAGCUCUGUGCACAGAAUGUAA
Messenger RNA from Cercospora beticola, 1767 nucleotides. RefSeq lists its product as uncharacterized. Lineage: Eukaryota; Fungi; Ascomycota; Dothideomycetes; Mycosphaerellales; Mycosphaerellaceae. Gene Ontology annotation, biological process: transmembrane transport. Gene Ontology annotation, molecular function: transmembrane transporter activity. The record is from RefSeq and is a predicted model, not a curated record. Gene Ontology annotation, cellular component: plasma membrane.